Messenger RNA from Oikopleura dioica, 558 nucleotides. Lineage: Eukaryota; Metazoa; Chordata; Appendicularia; Copelata; Oikopleuridae. The record is from the annotation of a GenBank genome assembly.
AUGGAAGAGCUAAAAAACACGUUUGAUAUCUUCGAUAGAGAUGGAUCUGGAGAGAUCUCCAUUAAUGAAGUUCGUUGUACUCUCAAUGCAUUUGGAUUUUUUCCAUCUGAAGCGUUCCUUGGGGAGUGUCUGAGAAAAUUUGACUUGGAUAACAAUCGCCUCAUUGAUUUUGAUGAGUUCAAGUUCAUGUACGCCACUUUGAUGAAAGAUUCACCCAAGUUUGCGUCAGAAGAACUUCGCGAAGUUUUCAACACACUGGAAGUUAUUGAUAAGCGAAAAUGCAAUACAAAGGGAUACCACGGCAUGGGCUGUGACGAAGAUGGUUUCAUCUCGGACAAGGAAAACCCACUUUACUUUUCAAAUUACCUCCCCACGGGAAGUGUACCUGUCCAAGACGUGAUUAAGAUGCUCACAAUGAGUCAAGGUACUACGGAAGGGACGAAUGAGUCCUCUGCAAUUAGCGAAGAAGAAGCCAAAGCGUUCUUGUUGCAGUUCACAGAUGAUACCGGGAGAGUUCAGACAUCUGAUAUUGUUGCAUUCCUGGCUGAAAGCGAAUAA